GGGCGGGGCCCCUGCGGCAGCACGGGCGCCGGGCGCAUGCGGCUGAGAUGAAGCGCACCCUCUCGGCGCACGCCGGUGACGUAGCGCGCGAGCUACGGCAGGCCGGCUGCCUGGCCGCCGUGCAGCAGCAGCUGCCGAGCCCCUACGCCGUGCUCGGCCUGGGGCUCGGGGAGCAGGACGCGGGCGCCAUACGGCAGGGAUUCUUGCGUGCCGUGCGGAUCUACCCGCCGCAAACGCACCCCGCGGAGUUCGUGUGCGUGGUGGAGGCCUACGAGAUGCUGCGCAACCCCGAGCGACGGGCAGCGCUGGACGGACGGCUUGCGGAGGUGCGCGGUGAAGACCGCCGCAAGCACCAGCGCGGGUGCGGCGGCAUCACGCCCGCGGCGGCCGCGGCGUUCCUUGGCGCGCGCAGCGGCCCAGCCUGCGCAGUGGA
Molecule: messenger RNA, 433 nt
Organism: Prorocentrum cordatum
Lineage: Eukaryota; Dinophyceae; Prorocentrales; Prorocentraceae
Source: the annotation of a GenBank genome assembly